UAUUUCAACACAAUCAUGUAGUCGUUAUAUUGAUGCCACAGCUGCUAAUAGUGCUGAAAAACGACGAAAUAGUAUCGUUUCACAAGUAGAACGUACAAUAAUUCGCCCUGUUACGGUCAGUAAAUUACCAAGAGAAAUUUCAACACAAUCAUGUAGUCGUUAUAUUGAUGCCACAGCUGCUAAUAGUGCUGAAAAACGACGAAAUAGUAUCGUUUCACAAGAUAGAGGAAGUGUGAAUCUUUCAGAAUCUAUACCUUCAACACGCAAUGGUCCAAGCAGUACAGUCAAUGUUUAUAAAGUGAAACGCGUGAAAAGUUCAUCAUCGUCCAGUAAUAAUCAUCCAUCAAAUGUAAUUGAAACGAUAAAACUCGAAACUCUUCAACAAUCAACUAAUCCUAGUCGUUCUGAAACAGCUGAAAAACAACCGGCCGGUGAUGGUAUUACUGUUAGCAAAGUAUUAAGAGAACGAACAUCGCAAACAAAACGUCCGGUAUCUUCAUCACCCAAUACCGGUACAAGAACCAAAUCAUUACAUAUUAUUAGUGAAAAUAAUUUUAAUAAAAAAGAAGAACGUUGUGCUAGUGAUCUCCAAGAACAUAAAAUUCGUUCUGACUCGGCUGUCAGCGUUGUCAAAGUAAAACGUGUUCAUACUACCUCGAAAUCAAAAACUGAUCCUAUGAUUGUGUCGGAUAUAGAGUUGGAUACAAAACCACCAAAUAUACCUGAAAACACAGGAAAAAGUGUCACGAUUAACAACAGCACAUCACCUGCAGAACCACAAAUAAAAUCAGUUAAAAGUUCCAAAGGAAAGGGAAAAGGUGUGACGGUGGCAAAAAUUUCACGAAUAAACACUGCAAAAGUCAGUGAUAUUCCCUCUGGUCCAAUAGUAACAGAAGUGCAUACGUCUUCAGAAAAUACUCAAGCGGAUAGUAAUACUAAUCAGAUCACCAAAUGA
This is a messenger RNA of Didymodactylos carnosus, 955 nucleotides long. The record is from the annotation of a GenBank genome assembly. Lineage: Eukaryota; Metazoa; Rotifera; Eurotatoria; Philodinida; Philodinidae.